UGACCAAUAAAUUUGGUUUCCGGUUUUUCGCCGUGUUGAGUUGUGUGGUGUAAUUUCCAAUCAAUACAAUUCUGCUGUACUUUUUACUUCUUUUUUACUUCAUAUAGACAGUUAAAUGCCACCAAAGAAAAAACCAAAUGAACCCAGUAAAAAGACCGAAGCGAAAAAAAAGGAUAAGAUAAUUGAGGACAAAACUUUUGGAUUGAAAAAUAAGAAGGGGGCCAAGCAGCAAAAGUUCAUUCAAAAUGUCACCAAGCAAGUUGUGCAUGGGAAUCAAAAGUCUAGUCGCCUUGAGGCCCAGCAAAUGGCUGAAAAAACAAACAAAAAGGAUGAAAAGAAAAAGUUACAAGAAGAAAUAAAUGCACUUUUUAAACCUGUUUCACAGACAGUUGCCAAAGGUGUCGAUCCCAAGUCCGUACUUUGUGCAUUUUUCAAACAAGGCCAGUGUACUAAAGGAGAUAAAUGCAAAUUUUCCCAUGACUUAACAAUUGAGCGCCGUGGAGAAAAAAGGAAUAUCUAUGAAGACAAAAAAGAUACCAUGGAGAACUGGGAUGAGGCCAUGCUUGAAGAUGUUAUCAACCAGAAACAUGGUGAAAGUGAUAAAGCUAAACUCAAAACUGCUAUUAUUUGCAAAUUUUUCCUUGAUGCUGUUGAAAGCAAUAAGUACGGUUGGUUCUGGGAAUGUCCAAAUGGUGCUAAAUGUAUCUACAGACAUUGUUUACCACCAGGUUUUGUUUUGAAAAAAGAUCAGAAGAAAGAUGACAAAGAUGAUCAGAUAUCAAUAGAAGAUUUGGUGGAGACAGAGAGAGCUGCAUUGGGUGUAAAUGUUACAAAAGUAACAUUAGAAUCUUUUCUUAUUUGGAAGGAGAGGAAGAAACGAGAAAAGAUUGAGAAGCACAUAUUAGAUCAGGAGAAGAAGAAAGCUGACUACAAGGCUGGGCGAACAGUUGGAAUCAGUGGUCGUCAGAUGUUUGAGUUCAAUCCUGAUCUUGUUCUUGCUGAUGACGAUGAAGCCCAAGAGGGUGAAAUUGAAAGGGAAAGAGAGGAAGAUGAAGAAGAAAGCUUGAAGGUUGUUGAGAUUAGAGAUGACCAGUGGGUCGCAGUAGAAGUGGACAAUACAGGGACACAAGCUGCUGAUGACAGACUUGAAAGUUUGAAGUCCAUGUUACAUAUACAACAAACAGCUGCCCGUGAAGAAUCAAGUAAAUUGGAUGAAGCAGCUGCCCUUUCAUCAACUUCUGACUCUCGACUCCAGGAGGAAACAGAUGCUGCGAUAGCUGCUGCAGUUAGUGCCACAGUAAAUGGAGGCAUUGACAUUGAUGAAGACUUGUUUGCGGGGGAUGAUAUAGAUUUGAUAGAGGAAGAUUUAGAAACUUUAGAACUUGAAGACACGCCAGGGGCAUUGUGAUCCAGGCCCAACCCAGUGUUGUUAGUGUUUGUUUAAAUGUCUGUCUGUUCUUCUCUCCAAAUGCUUUUACAACAGUGAACUCUUUCUAGCCUUGGCUGCUUGUUUUAUUUUAUUGUCAUUCAGGUCUAACUUCCAAUAAGUUAAAGUGUAACAUACUGAUGUCAAAACCCAGUUUAUCUCAAAGCUUGUAGUUAAACCACAAUGCAAAAAGUAUUUUUAAGAUAUAAAUUUGAAAGUGCUUGAUCAUUUGGUUUUCAUUUUUGUUUAUUGACUUUAAAAGUAUCCUGGGUUGUUAGACAUGAUUUCUGUUGUAAAUUCACCAAUUAGGUUUUACGGGAACUGUAAUUUCAUUUAGUACUUAGUGGUGGAGUUAGUAGUAUCUACACUUUGAUGAAAUUUGUUUGAAGGGUUUAAUGAGCCACUGUAUAAAGCUUCAAAUUGGUUUGCUUGAUUAUGUGAAAACCCUCCAUUUGGUCCUGAGUUGCUUCAUAAAUUAAAAGAUUUAUUGAUUGAAAUUUU
Messenger RNA from Physella acuta, 1927 nucleotides. RefSeq names its product zinc finger CCCH domain-containing protein 15. Gene Ontology annotation, biological process: cytoplasmic translation. Gene Ontology annotation, molecular function: metal ion binding; mRNA binding. Gene Ontology annotation, cellular component: cytosol. The record is from RefSeq and is a predicted model, not a curated record. Lineage: Eukaryota; Metazoa; Mollusca; Gastropoda; Physidae.